This is a messenger RNA of Lodderomyces orthopsilosis Co 90-125, 1110 nucleotides long. RefSeq lists its product as uncharacterized. NCBI's taxonomy places the organism in Eukaryota, Fungi, Ascomycota, Pichiomycetes, Serinales, Debaryomycetaceae. The record is from RefSeq and is a predicted model, not a curated record. Bases 1 to 1110 code for a protein of 369 amino acids. The transcript has a single exon.
AUGUCAGAUGUAACCACAACGACAACGAGUGAAUCAACAAUUAUGAUGUCUCCAGACUUGACCAAUUCAAGAGAGUCUACCACCACCACCACCACUACAACUACCACGUCAACAAAUUCAACCAAUUCAACAGAUUCCACAAAUUUCACAAACUCUACUAAUUCAACCAAUUCACAUAAUUCAACCAAUUCAACGCCAACAACAAACACACCAGCAACAUCGACUUCAACUAGUGAUGAUUCUGAAAGUGUAGAUUCAGAAGUUAAGGAAUUAAUAAAAGGUCGAGAAAGCUUAACUUUUGGACCUGAAGCAUUAACAAACAACAACAGUACAAAAAGGCAACAACUGCAAAAAGACGGCAAGAGUUCCAGUGUCGAUUUAACUGUAACUUCAUCGUCCAAUAUGCUGUCAAUUAGUCACGGACAUGGACAUGGACAUGGGCAUGGCCCCAGCCCUUUUCAUUAUGGAAACUAUGUUCGACUAACUGAUCAACAAGGAAAUAUAUUUAUCUUGCAUCCUAAUGGGUAUGUCACUCCAGUAAGACAGAUAACUGGACAUAUAGGUGGUUUGGGAUAUACUAAUAUGUUGACACAACAACUCUAUGCUCAAAAUUCAAGCCAAAGCUUUGCUGCUAUACCACCACCACCUUUAAUACAUCAACAAUCACAUCAAGCUCAUCAAGAUCCAAAUGGUGUGGAUACCAACACUAAUGGUGGACAUGAAUCAUCAUCCAGGGCGAUGAUGAUGAUGUCGACUUCAGGUUCAGUUGCCGGUCAUCCACCACCCCCAGGCUUAACAAUGACACCAUCAACAACAUCCUCAAUGAGGUCACCAUACAGGAAAAACAUCCGAAAGUUCAGACAUUUGGGAAGCAGUAGCUUCAGACGUGGUGGUAUUGGCGGAGGUGCAGGUGUAAAUGCACGUAAAUCAAAUUUACAUGAGGUGCAAAAUUCCAUAUUGACAUUGGCGCAAUUUUGCGGUGAUUUGGAUUUGGGUACGACUAAUAGAUUUGGCAAUUUGGAUUCAACGUCAAUUAUUAUUAAUCUGAGUAGUGCCAAUACUAGUUCAAGAUCGAGUUAUAGAAGUGUUUUGCAUCUCAAACCUAAAUAA